CCAGCCUUCCCCCGGGAGGGGGCCAGGCCCCGCAGAACUCGUCCCCUAGCCCCGCGCCCUUCGCCACCCAGAGACCCACCUCGAGAGGACUGGGCCCGCCCGGGACGGAGAGGGGCGCCGGGGCCGCGAGCGCCCUGGCGGACGCUGUUCUCCUCCUCCAGGUGUAGCGCCCCCGCGCGGCGCGGGCGGCUGGGCGUCUCCAGCAUGACGGGCCAGAGCCUGUGGGACGCGUCGGAGGCCGACGUCGAGGACGGAGAGAUCCGCAUCAACGUGGGCGGCUUCAAGAGGAGGCUGCGCUCGCACACGCUGCUGCGCUUCCCCGAGACGCGCCUGGGCCGCCUGCUGCUCUGCCACUCGCGCGAGGCCAUGCUGGAGCUCUGCGACGACUACGACGACGUCCAGCGCGAGUUCUACUUCGACCGCAACCCCGAGCUCUUCCCCUACGUGCUGCAUUUCUACCACACCGGCAAGCUCCACGUCAUGGCCGAGCUGUGCGUCUUCUCCUUCAGCCAGGAGAUCGAGUACUGGGGCAUCAACGAGUUCUUCAUCGACUCCUGCUGCAGCUACAGCUACCACGGCCGCAAAGUGGAGCCCGAGCAGGAGAAGUGGGACGAGCAGAGCGACCAGGAGAGCACCACGUCCUCCUUCGAUGAGAUCCUUGCCUUCUACAACGACGCCUCCAAGUUCGACGGGCAGCCCCUGGGUAACUUCCGCAGGCAGCUGUGGCUGGCGCUGGACAACCCCGGCUACUCGGUCCUGAGCAGGGUCUUCAGCAUCCUGUCCAUCCUGGUGGUGAUGGGGUCCAUCAUCACCAUGUGCCUCAACAGCCUGCCUGACUUCCAAAUCCCUGACAGCCAGGGCAACCCUGGUGAGGACCCCAGGUUCGAAAUCGUGGAGCACUUUGGCAUCGCCUGGUUCACGUUGGAGUUGGUGGCCAGGUUCGCUGUGGCCCCUGACUUCCUCAAGUUCUUCAAGAAUGCCCUAAACCUCAUCGACCUCAUGUCCAUUGUCCCCUUCUACGUCACUCUGGUGGUGAACCUGGUGGUGGAGAGCACACCGACCUUAGCCAACCUGGGCAGGGUGGCCCAGGUCCUGAGGCUGAUGCGGAUCUUCCGCAUCCUAAAGCUGGCCAGACACUCCACUGGCCUCCGCUCCCUGGGGGCCACCUUGAAAUAUAGCUACAAAGAAGUAGGGUUGCUCUUGCUCUACCUCUCCGUGGGCAUUUCCAUCUUCUCAGUGGUGGCCUACACCAUUGAAAAGGAGGAGAACGAAGGCCUUGCCACCAUCCCCGCCUGCUGGUGGUGGGCCACAGUCAGCAUGACCACAGUGGGGUAUGGGGAUGUGGUUCCAGGGACCACGGCAGGGAAGCUGACUGCCUCUGCCUGCAUCUUGGCCGGCAUCCUCGUGGUAGUACUGCCCAUCACCUUGAUCUUCAACAAGUUCUCCCACUUUUAUCGGCGCCAAAAGCAGCUAGAGAGUGCCAUGCGCAGCUGUGACUUUGGAGAUGGAAUGAAGGAGGUCCCUUCGGUCAAUUUAAGGGACUACUAUGCCCAUAAGGUUAAAUCCCUCAUGGCAAGCCUGACAAACAUGAGCAGGAGCUCACCGAGUGAGCUAAGUUUAAAUGAUUCCCUACAUUAGCCAGGAGGACUUGUCAUCCUCCACCCCACAUUGCUGAGCUGUCUCUUGUGCCUCCGGCACAGCUCAGGCACCUUAAGGUUAUGGUGUACGGAGUAUGCCCAGCCCAGAGGGGAGAGAUGCAUGGGAUAUGCGCCCCAGGUUUCUUUUACAGUAUUUAGAAUCAUUUUUAGAGGGUGGUGUGUCUGACACCAUGCCUUUGCACCUUUCCACGAAAUGACACUCACUGGCCUUUGCAUUGUGGGCAUAAAAUGUUCACCUUUUUUUGCCAGAUGAGUACACCCAGAAUGCUAAUUUUUCUGUUUGUUGUAUACACUAUUCUAGUGCUUGUGGCCCAGUACUGUCUGUGAAUUGUUGUGCUCCUGUUUCUGAGGUUGUCAUGUGAGUUCUGUACAAAAAGUCCCUCAAAUCUGUCCAAUGGAAAUGCAUCUAUGAGGUCAGCAAGGAUAUUGAGAGAUUUUGUUCACAGUCAUGUGAAAACAAGAUCUCAGCUCUUUAUCCGUUGCUUUCAUUUAGUUUUAAUACCCAGACAAAGAGAAUGCAAAGCUAAGCACACAUGACCAAUGCAAGUCUGUGAAUAGUUUUUAUAAAUGAGCUGUAGCCCCAUGGCUUGCAUGGGUGCACCAAUCAUCUUUAGAAUGAUGUACACACAUGUUCAUCUCGUAAAUGUCACUCUUUAGAGAAUGUUAUGUAUUAAUCGUGUAAUGAAGACUGAAUUUUUUUCUAAGAACAGUUGCAUUAGUGACAGGGCUUCAGCAAAGCAGUCGAACCCCAGGAUGCUUAAAGUCAAGUCAGCACAGGCUGAGCCCUUUUGUUCAUGGUCAAGCCGCCAUCUUUCCUAGGGUGACCGUAAAGACAUGUAUUUCUGGCUAAGGUUCCUGAUCUAGGCCAUUUGACCAAACUUUGCUGUGUCUUAGAUAUUAGCAUGUUCUGAAAUAUUUAUUUUUAAAGAUGUUUAGGAAUAAGGUCGUGUUGUCUUUCUCAACUAAAAAGAAGUUUACUGUUGUGUCGUCUUCCUGAGGUGAACAUUGUUGGGUUGCUAGCAAGGGCAGUAGUUAAAAUACUUUUGUGGCCUGCUCUGAAAACUCAAAAAUGAGAGCCCUUUUCUUUCCAAGAAGAAUUUACUCAGAUUAUUUGCUUCCAGGAUACAGUAUGUUGUAUACGACGCUAUGAUUACCUGGGAGUUUUUGCCGUGAUAUGGAAACCUGGUGGUAGGGAAGUGUAUACUCAAAAUAUAGAUGUACAUGGAAGUGAUGUGGCUUAUGCAGGAUAGAAAUACUAUAGUUCUUAUUUCUAUUCCAACUGUAUUUUGUUAGGCAAGAGUGGGUAGAGGCCAGGAGAAAGGAAAGAGUCAUAAAACAAAAAACUACGACUUCAUAAAUGUCAUAAAUCACUGUAAACUUCUUGGAAAGCUUAAUGCUAUUCAAAAGAACUUUACACUUCUAAAGUGGUAUUGAAAGGAGACAACUGUUUCCUUCUCCAAAAUGCCUUCUCCCUCUUCUUCAGUUAACCAGCACAUAACAUAAUGAAGGGGAACCUGGGCCCCUGUGUAAGAUAGUUAUUCAUUGUCAUCUUCAAGGUAAUCUGAUGAUUUUCCAGGUGGCUUUCAUUAUGAUGCGGUCUUUGGAAACACUGUAGAAUCCAGGGGUCUGAACAUGGAGUUAGCCAGGUGUUUUAUCCAAAGCUUGGGCUUCCCCUUAAGAGGUCCAUGUUGCGUUUUAGUUGAUUGAGGAUAAUACAUACCUCCCAGAGGUGUGGUGAGAAUCUUUUCAGAGGGCUUUGUGUACUUGUCGUUGCCAUGACUACUACAGCGUGGGUGAUUUGUGGAUGAAUGCACUGGCCACUUAUGUCCUUGGGUCCUCGGUUCAAGUCCUUCCAUCAGACUGGAGUCUCAUGGGGGACAGGGGGGUGGCCGCCUUCUAGUGUCUACAUCUGUUUCUCAGAAGCAUCAGAAAAGGUGAGAGAUAACUUAGUGGUAACCAACCACUGCAUCAGAGGAGCAGAGUUAUUUUUAAGAAUUUUCACAUGGAACACUUGGCUUUGGCUGAUGUUUCCAGCACCGGAAGGCAUAAAAUUUACAAAAUCAUCCCCAGCUGUACUGAAGGCAGGUGAUGGUACAAACUUAUCAGGACUGUUCAAGUUGCCAAGGCUGAGGAUAUUGGAUCACUGAGCGUGGUAUCCGUAGUCACUGACCAUGAAACUUGUGCAAAGUGGAAACGAGGAAGGAGACAGAAUAACUCAGUCACUCUUAUGAGAAAAUACUAAACAAGAAGGUUUACCAUAAAAAAAGAGGUACCCUAGUGGUUACCCUUUACAGAUGUGAAUGCAGGAAAACUUGACUUUUCUUUUUGGUAAUGACUUGCAUUUAUCUGGUGCCUUUCAUUGAAGGAAUCCCAAAGUGCUUUAGAAACUAUCUUUUUAAGAUCUCUUGUACAUAAUAUAAAUACUUGUAUAAAAUAUGACUUUGCCCACCUAGACCUGCAGUCACUUCUGAGCAUGAGAAUGUCUCAGUGGCAUUGAGUUUUCUAAGGAGUGGUUUUAGAUAAGUGGGAGAGAAAACAACCCAGCUGACGUUAACACUGGAGUUAAUUCCCACGAAAGAUGACUGAACUAUGACCCAUCCAUCAGGUGGAAGAAAAGAGAAAUAAUCUUCCUUUCUUCCAAAGUCCCACUGAGGUAUGAAGUUCACAAGGGCUCUGGAAUGGGUCUUUGAUUGACCUUGCUAGAAAACAUCAGACAUAGCAGUAGCUGAUUCCUUAGUCCCUGGAGCUAACCAGGGAAGUCAGAUUAAUUUUCUGUCUGUUCUUGGAGCCAAGCCUAUAAGUGUGAGGUGGUAUCUUUGGCCACCAGGCUGUGAGACUGACCCGUAAGCUUCCUUUAGGGGGACACAGUAGAAACUGGAGGUCACUUACUUCCAACUGUCAUCUUGAGAGUAGCUUCACUCCCAGUAUUUGAAGGCUGUUAUUUUUAAUGCCAUUGGGACAGAUAUAUGAGCCAGGCUUUGGAAUCUGUGAGGAGCAUUUUGGAAGUGCUGGGUUGGGAAAUGACACACGUCUGUUGCACAAAUGCAUACGGUUAUAGGUUUGUGUUUUCCACCAAACCCCCUUAUUUCCUGGGUUUGUUCUUGAGAGGGGCAUGUUGUAAUGCCGAGCUGAUUUGUAGCUCAUAAGGUAGUAAUUGGUAUUUAACACUUGGACUUGUUAUUUCUGCCUAUCUUAGCACUCAAAUAAUUGAACUGCCUGUUAAUUCUUGCCUCAUUUCAAAGAAAAUAAGUCGUUAUGCACUUUGGGAUAGCGUUGAUCUGUACAGGUUGUGUGUUAUCUACUUGAAGGCUUAACUGGUAUUUCUUGUAUGUUUUAACAGCAUGACUUGUUACAGAGUUGUAAUUUUAAAAAUUGAGAACGCUGUAUUUGCGAUGUCAGUUUUAAUGCUCAUUAACACACUACUGUGCAAGCGUUGA
Molecule: messenger RNA, 5095 nt
Organism: Carlito syrichta (Philippine tarsier)
Lineage: Eukaryota; Metazoa; Chordata; Mammalia; Primates; Tarsiidae
Gene: KCNS2
Product: potassium voltage-gated channel modifier subfamily S member 2
Exons: 1
Coding region: 205-1638 (477 amino acids)
Biological process (GO): potassium ion transmembrane transport; regulation of delayed rectifier potassium channel activity; protein homooligomerization
Cellular component (GO): voltage-gated potassium channel complex; membrane
Molecular function (GO): protein binding; voltage-gated potassium channel activity
Source: RefSeq, a predicted model, not a curated record